UAGCCGUUUGGCCGGAAAGAGGUUGGUGUUGUUGGGAAAUAUCCGGGCAUUUGUGUGAGCGGGCCGCUUUGUUUGUGUGGCCGGAGGAACGAGGAGCUCGGUCGGAGUCCAGUCUGCACCCGUGUCCUGGUGGAACGAUACAAACCUCCUUGCAGCUGAAAUACAGAAGUGUACACUUCUGUCACAGCGGAACAUGCUGCAUGCUGUGUAGAUUAAUCAUGUAUGAAACUGAUGCACUGUGGUAUUAGAUUGAUAUAAAUACAGCAUUAAUCAUAUUGAGGAAAAUGAAAUCAUGCAUCAGAACAUCUGCAUCUUCUGUCCUUGGAUGCCACUAAGACGCAUCAGUAGAUUCUGAGGCUGAAAGAAGACUCCAGAAGUAAUCAGAGGCCAGUGUUUGGUUUGCUGUUUGGUUUGGUUUGGUUUGGUUUUACUGAGGCUGCCUAGGAGGACCCCCAUCCCACCCCGCAUCCCCACUACUCCUCCACCAUGAGCAACCGUGGGAACGCAAGGACCAACGGGAACCUACCCCAGACCAAGAUCUGCCAGUUUAAGCUGGUGCUCCUGGGAGACAUGGCAGUGGGCAAGUCCAGCUUGGUCCUGCGUUUCGUCAAGGGCCAGUUCGAUGAGUUUCAGGAGACCACUAUUGGAGCUGCUUUCUUGGCUCAGUCAGUUUGCCUGGAUGACACCACGGUGAAGUUUGAGAUUUGGGACACAGCCGGACAGGAACGCUACCACAGCCUGGCCCCCAUGUACUACCGCGGAGCCCAAGCAGCCAUUGUAGUGUUUGAUAUUACGAAACCGGAGACGUUUGAGCGAGCGAAGGCCUGGGUGAAGGAGCUUCAGAGGCAGGCAAGUCCCAACAUCGUCAUUGCGCUGGCAGGAAACAAGUCCGACCUCGCAGACAAGAGACUGGUGGAGUACGAGGAGGCUCAGACGUACGCUGAAGACACAGGCUUGUUGUUCAUGGAGACCUCGGCCAAGACUGCUAUGAACGUGAAUGAGUUAUUCCUGGCCAUCGCAAAGAAGAUGCCGAAAACAGAUACUCAGAACCCGACGCACGCCGCCCGACACAGGGGAGUCAACCUGCAUGACCCAGAUGCCCAAUCCAGCCGAAGCUGCUGUGGGAAUUAAACAUCUCUCUGUCCACCAUCUACAUCAACAAGGGACACCACCGGCCCCCUUCCCCCUCGUUCCCCACCCUCCACCCUUCCACCUCCAAGACUGACAUGGAGAGAGAAAUAGAGAGAGAGAGUGUGUGUGUGUGUGUGAGAGAGAGAGUGACAGAAAAGAAAAAAGAAGAGAGGUUUGGAUCCCUCAUUGAGGUGUGGUGUUAAGUGCAGAAUUGGUGAGAACACUUGUACUGUAGAAUACGGGACUGUGUGUGUGUGUGUGUGUGUGUGUGUGUGUGUGUGUGUGUGUGUGUGUGUGUGUGUGUGUGUGUGUGUGUGUGUGUGUAUGGCACUUAAUGGUGGAUGUCUGAUCCCUGAUCCUGUUUAUUUUGCCAACAUUUAUUUUUGAUUACGCAAGCAGUUGGGAAUUGCAGAGCUAAGAGGAAAACAAGAAAGGGAGUAAAAACUAUCCUCUAAUGGCUUCUCAGCACUAAGAAGAACCACAGCACCUUAGUUUUGCCCCAUUCAUCAUGCAACAGCAAAGCAUGUCAAUGAAAUUAGAUGGAAAUGAUCGCGAUUGGUCAUGAUCAGCCCCGGACACUUUCUCCUGCAUGUACGUAGACGUUACCUUCUUCUACAGCUGUAAAAUAUGGACAGGAAGCGUUUUCCCUGCCCCCUUCCCUCUUCUUAUGUGCUCUCCAGUCAUCUGUUCAUAUCUGCUUUGUGAUUCCUCUUCUGUUGGAAACUACUGAUUCAAUCGUCUGUAAAGUACUAGUGUUAGUAACAUAAAUAUAUGAUUGGUAGCAAUCCUACAUGAAAACUUCAAGUAUCCGGUCUUGCUCCGAACACAGAGGUCACACAGAUCCAGUCUUCUUCUUGUGCUGUUUGUCUUGAAGCAACAACAAAAAAAAAACACCCGCAGUCAACCGCUUUUAAUGUGGACAAUAAAAAAAAUCUGACAUUGCACAGAGGAAAAUGGUGGUUGAGUUGGGGGGG
This is a messenger RNA of Ictalurus punctatus (channel catfish), 2105 nucleotides long. It is a transcript of the gene rab5b, whose product is annotated as RAB5B, member RAS oncogene family. The record is from RefSeq and is a predicted model, not a curated record. Lineage: Eukaryota; Metazoa; Chordata; Actinopteri; Siluriformes; Ictaluridae. Gene Ontology annotation, molecular function: GTPase activity; GTP binding. Bases 487 to 1131 code for a protein of 214 amino acids. The transcript has 6 exons.